Messenger RNA from Microstroma glucosiphilum, 2756 nucleotides. RefSeq lists its product as hypothetical. The coding region runs from base 76 to 2550 and encodes 824 amino acids. Gene Ontology annotation, molecular function: metal ion binding. The record is from RefSeq and is a predicted model, not a curated record. Lineage: Eukaryota; Fungi; Basidiomycota; Exobasidiomycetes; Microstromatales; Microstromataceae. The transcript has 3 exons.
AUACCCGAUCACCAUCAAUCCUCACAGCGCUGCUGCGACGCAGGGCGAAGAUCGGCUCACAUCAGGCGGACCGUCAUGGCUGCUCCUAAUCAGCAGCCUUUGUCUUCAUCGCCUGGAGUCGCGUACAAGCCCUACCAGUCUCACCGCCGCACUGCUAGCGCACGAUCCAGCAUCUCCACGCCCAGCGCAGGGGGGCCUUCCAUACCUCCUCGUCCUGGACCCAGCUCUCUCGCCAUAUCUGCGGGUGAUAAUAGUCGAGCAGACGCUAAAGCAGUAAGCGAAAACGUAGCGCGGUCGGCUAGCUCGUCUACCAUCCUAAGACCUUCGCCAUCUCCAGCGACCGCUACCGCUACCACUCCUUCGCCGUUGACCAAGCAGCAUGAUCCACUUGAUGCGCCCCCUCCUUUGAGGAAGCUGCAGAGUAAGGCUCCGCCGGCUACCUCUGGCAACUCUAGUACCAGUCAAAUUGCUGCCUCGGCUACUCAGGGACGGUCUUUGGCACGAGCGCCUCCUCCGUCAACCUCCAGAAGAUCGCCAUUAAGAGGCGCUACAGAGACCUCUACCCCUCAGCGGUAUGACACGGUCAGAUCCUCCUCACCGGCUGCAGAGCUAGAUCAACGCAGUACUGCGUCCUCUGUCCCACCAUCCCCGCUAGCUUUUGCCCCGCACAUUGCGUCACCAAAGGCCAAUGGCGCAGCAGCCCGGCUGAACGGGGAACGCUCUGCCCAGAGCGCUUUCGCCAAUGGGCGCUCGCAGAACGCAAAUAAUGCGCCUACCAACCUGGAUCGCUUUAGCUUUCAGCUUCCUGUGGCCAAGGGUAUCUCCACCGCGCAGGCUUUGCGGAUGAGGGAGCUUCAGGAUCAUAGCAGUAGCGGGAGUCCGAGCAUGAGCACCGCCGGGGAGAGCUCUGGGGGCAGCAGCGCUUAUUCCUCCCGAGCACAGUCACCCGUUCCACCAACGACGAUGUCGCGAAAUGGCGGAAGCAGCUCGAUGUCUGGCUUUGACGCCAUGUAUGCAGCUCAGCAGCAAGCGCAGCAGAAGAGCUCAUCCUCGAGACUUGCACCGCCUUUCUCUGCAAAUUCGCGGUCUGGAAGCUUUCAGCCUCGCGGAGUCUCGAGAUCCCAGCUGCCAGAGUUCCUAGAGGCCAAAAGCCUCAAGCGCUCCAAGAAGAAACAACAAAGAGGUGGCGGCUUGGUGGUAGCUCAAGACCAGGAGAGAGAGGACGAAAGGAUCAGACGCCGGGUGGAGAAGUUAUUGGCUAUCCACUACCCUGCUCUUACAGAGAGUUCAACUACUACAAUACCGGCCUCGAGUAGCUUCUCGUCAUCUCUGUUGUCCACGCUGGCGCCUCACUCGCGUUUCUUGACCACUUUGCAACGGUCUUCGAAUCUUCGAGCCGCGGAGCAAGCCUUGGUGCCCUGGCAGCCAGACGACAGCAUCAACGCAUGUCCACUAUGCACGAAGGCAUUUGGAGUUGGUCGACGCAAGCAUCACUGCCGAGCUUGUGGUAAGGUCGUGUGUGCCAGCCCUGAGGUAUCGGCCAAUCCUCCUCCGGGCGCCAUGCCCAUGCACGAUGAGAGGGAAGGACAGCCAGCAUCGAAAUGCUCGAACAUCGUCAUCAAAGACGAGCGGGCCCUUGCUGCUGCGAGCGCUGUGGGGGGAUCUGGAGGCGAAGCGCUCUUGGCAAUCAAGGAUCUACCGCCGGAGGUCAGCCUCGAAGCUCUCCUUUCCCAGUCAAAGCCUGGCCAGGCCUCUACAGCCGCCUCGAAGAGCGUUCUUGAGGCCUCUCAGCACGGCUUUCGACUCUGUAGGGAAUGCAAGACCGUCGUGUUGCGCAGCCACUACCUGCUAGAGGAGGGCGAAGCGCCAGAGUAUAUUCGCUUAUACGACCAAUUGAUGGUAUUGCAAAAGGAGAUCGAGCAGAGCCUACCUGAGUUUCAGGAGCUAGUCAUGGGCUUACAGAAGCAGGAUACAAGCUCGACAUUAGGUCUGGAGUCUGCCGCCAACGGGAGCUCACCUCCCCCUUCCUCGCCAUCCUCGCGGAGAGGAUCGGCAUCUGGACCUACUCUGUCUCGAGCCGCAUUGCUUCAGCUGCAGCGGGACGCUGCUACAGCCAGGAAGCAGCUCUUAGCGAACUUUGCCAACUACGAUGCUUUGGCUCGCCGCAUUAGAGACCUUCCAGAUGGCGGGAACAACAGUCUCAAGCGGAUCAAGGACGGUGUGGAUCGCAAAGCUGCUGCUUUCCUGCAAAUGAACAUGUUCCCUCUUCAAUCUCUGCCGAAGUUCGAUGCGGCGUCUGCAGCGUCCUCGUCGACAGCAGCAUCGAAGAAAGGACCAAAUACCAGCGGGACAUCCUCGCCCAAGGCAUCGGGCAAGAAGUCUCUCACUCCAGCCGAGCAGGAUCAGCUCAUCGUGCUACAAGAGCAACAUACACAGAUUGCAUCGUUCCUGAGCAGAGCGCAGAAGGAGAGAAAGCUGACCGAUGUGGUGCUUCUCAAGCGCAAUCUGGAGGAGCUAGAGCAAGAGAUGAGUCGGCUUACGACGCGCUGAUGGGCCAGAUUUGCCGAAUCGUAAACUGCUCAAAUUGAAUUCUAGUGUCACCUGUCAUUGACGUGUCCAGCACAAUCAUUCUCGCUGCAGCAUCAAUCUGAAGAAGCAUUGCGCUUCGUGGGGAUAUAUGAUUGACUAAAAAGUGUCGAGGAUAUAAGAAGCCGUGAAUUUCGACACUGAAAUGGUCGAUUGUAGCGACGGACGGA